AUGCUUGGUUUGGUGAAGGCCAGUCUUCCACCCAAUGCCUUCCUGAUCGAUCCCGGGCACAUGCAUCACCAGGAUUCUGUAACGCCGCGCUCCCUCAGCUUCUUCCCGGUUCAACUCAUCUCCCUGGCUGACACCAACUUCUUUGUCUUCACCUUCACAACUCCACCCCUCUACUCAGAUUUCUUUGUCAAUGAUGAAUCACAGAGUAACGCUGAGGCCGAGUGGAUUCCUGAUGAACUCAUCCUCCUCUACCUCCUCCGUGUUAACAUAGUUGUGAGUUGUCUUUUUCCGUCAAAGUUUACCCUGCAGUUUCGCUCACACCGGCCGCUAUCAUCAUCUUAUAUGGUCUAA
Dibothriocephalus latus is the source of this 351-nucleotide messenger RNA. NCBI's taxonomy places the organism in Eukaryota, Metazoa, Platyhelminthes, Cestoda, Diphyllobothriidea, Diphyllobothriidae. The record is from the annotation of a GenBank genome assembly.